Messenger RNA from Mycena citricolor, 276 nucleotides. NCBI's taxonomy places the organism in Eukaryota, Fungi, Basidiomycota, Agaricomycetes, Agaricales, Mycenaceae. The record is from the annotation of a GenBank genome assembly.
UCGAAUCAGACUCUGGAUGAUGGUCCUCCGACCAAGCGCAGUCGCAUCGAGGAAAUCCCCGACGUCGAGAUGGCCACCGGCCAACAGAACGAUCUUGAUCUUCUGUUUGGAGACAGCGAGUUUGCCCAGGCUGAACCAGUCAACCGGGAUGAGGUCGUCGACUUCAACACCCUUCUGGAGGAGAUGGACGCUCCUUCCGCUGAAAGGCAAAGCGCGUAAUCACCGCCGCCCCGGGUUCUGUACUUAAUUCGUUGAUGAUUUGUUCGCAUGAUUUUU